This is a messenger RNA of Perkinsus marinus ATCC 50983, 954 nucleotides long. RefSeq lists its product as hypothetical. NCBI's taxonomy places the organism in Eukaryota, Perkinsozoa, Perkinsida, Perkinsidae. The record is from RefSeq and is a predicted model, not a curated record. Bases 1 to 954 code for a protein of 317 amino acids. The transcript is spliced from 2 exons.
AUGAAGAUCCUCAAUGCUGGUUGGGUUUGGGAGGCCGUCUCGGUUGAGGCCAAAAAUGUGGCUCUUGUGGGGAUGUUGAAGCAGCUGAUGCCCCCGAGGGAGCGCAUUACGCCCAAGCAGUACUGGGAAGAGGUUGUUGCCGUUGACGAGCGUAUCGUGGAGGAAGUCGAGGCAGUACUGUCUCUACUGAGUGACGAGGCCAUCCCUUCUGUGACCGCUGUUAGGGUCAUGAAGGGCGACGAUCUGCCUGGUCAUGGCAUGCCGUCUGCUACUGAGACCUAUCCUGGAGGGCCAGCGGGUGCUGCUGCGUUGAUCCAGGCGUCUGUGAUGGGGGGUAAUGGAGCCCAAGCUGCACACGAAGUUGUGGAGAUCAUUGAGAGCCUUGGCCUCGAUAGGUCUGUUGAUGCCUGUGUCUAUGCUAAGCUGAUAUCUCUGACGACAACAGAGGAGGACAUUGAGAAGCUUAUUGGGUUCAUGAUUAACAACCCGUCGUGCAAGGAGAUGGUCAAGAAUGCUGUGAAGGUCGCUACCAAGCGGCCAGUGUUGUUGGCCUUGGCAGUGAGGCAUCAUAGCUUCAAGGCCCUUAGAAUGUACACUGAGCUGGUGGGAGCUAAGGCUAAUGAUAACGCGCUCUUCCUCGCGUGUCUUCUUAUACUGGGUUCUGAUGCCUCUAGCAAGCACAUGAGGUCUUCUGCGGUGUCGGUGAUAGUGUCGAGGACGAAGGUACCGGUGGCUGCGGCUAAGGACUCUUGGAUGUUGGUGAAUAAAGGCAUGGAGAAGACCAUAGAAGGGAAGGCCUACACUGCAUUGAGGAAGGCAUUGAAUGAGCGAGAGGCUGAUGCUGUUGGCUCUACGGCAGUCGUGAGGGAGAUCAUUGCUGCUAACGGGGGACUUAUAAGGUGGAUUGUUGGGGUCUCUGGAGCAGUUGGUAAGGAAAUAAUGUGUGCUCUAUGA